This is a messenger RNA of Sphaerodactylus townsendi, 3155 nucleotides long. RefSeq names its product nuclear transcription factor Y subunit beta (gene NFYB). The record is from RefSeq and is a predicted model, not a curated record. The coding region runs from base 725 to 1342 and encodes 205 amino acids. Lineage: Eukaryota; Metazoa; Chordata; Lepidosauria; Squamata; Sphaerodactylidae. Gene Ontology annotation, biological process: regulation of transcription by RNA polymerase II. Gene Ontology annotation, molecular function: protein heterodimerization activity; DNA-binding transcription activator activity, RNA polymerase II-specific; RNA polymerase II cis-regulatory region sequence-specific DNA binding. Gene Ontology annotation, cellular component: CCAAT-binding factor complex; nucleus. The transcript is spliced from 7 exons.
UGAGGAGGACAGAGAGCGGCAGAGUCAGGGUCGCUGCGUUGCUGCCACUCAGGUAGUGGGGAAUGCAGCAGGCCCCUGGUUUAUUUGCCGCAACUACCGCGCAACGAAAGGUGAGUGGGGAAACGACCGUUCUUUAUUUGGUUGCAAUGGAAGGACUGUAGAAGAAUGCCAAGAAAUGAGGAAACUUUUGAAUUAGGAUUAAACAAAAUAUAAUUAUACUGUGAGAGUCACUAAAAUGAAUUCUAGUACAAUGAGUUAAAGGAAGUUUUUGUUCCUUUGCUCAUAUGUUCAGUUCGUGCAAGCAUUUCUCUGAGUUUGCUACUGUUUGUUACAAAAUUUGAAUCUAGAUUGUUUUGUUAGUUUGCAUCGAAGUACAAAUUGGAAAAAAAUUACAUCCUUAGUAGUUAACCAAAUGACAUAGAUGAAAAAAUACCAGAACAUUUCUUUUUGGUUUUUCCAGCUGGUCACUAUCAUGCAAAAAAAGAGCUCACUGAGAACAUGUGGCUGUCUCUUUCUUUCCCCCUCCCCCCAGGUGAACCCCCUCUCUGUCAACUAUGGCUCACUGCAGGAUGACGCUGAGCCAGGGUCAGCGCAAGGAGAGCCUUGGGUAGCUGGUAGAGAGGCUGUUGAGCUGAGUGUUAAGGAGGCAGCUCACAUGUGGUCAGCACCAUGCAGCUGAGCCAGCCGCCAGCUCACAUUACACACUCUUGAAUUUAUAACCUCGAUGGAUGGUGAUAGUUCUACAACAGAUGCUUCUCAAUUAGGAAUUGCUGGAGAUUAUAUUGGGAGUAGUCACUACGUGAUACAGCCCCAUGAUGACACUGAAGACAGCAUGAAUGAUCAUGAAGACACAAAUGGUUCCAAAGAGAGCUUUAGAGAACAAGAUAUAUAUCUUCCCAUCGCAAAUGUGGCAAGGAUAAUGAAAAAUGCCAUACCUCAGACGGGAAAGAUUGCUAAGGAUGCAAAGGAAUGCGUGCAGGAGUGCGUAAGUGAAUUCAUCAGCUUUAUAACGUCAGAAGCAAGUGAGAGGUGUCACCAAGAAAAACGGAAGACUAUAAAUGGGGAAGAUAUUCUUUUUGCCAUGUCCACCCUGGGAUUUGACAGCUAUGUUGAACCUUUGAAGUUGUAUCUCCAGAAGUUCAGGGAGGCAAUGAAAGGAGAAAAGGGAAUUGGGGGAGCAGUUACCACAGCGGAUGGCCUUAGUGAAGAGCUUACAGAGGAAGCUUUUACCAACCAGUUGCCAGCAGGUUUGAUUACUACAGAUGGCCAACAGCAAAAUGUUAUGGUCUAUACAACAUCUUAUCAACAGAUCUCUGGUGUCCAGCAAAUUCAGUUCUCAUGAUUGGAAGGCUUUGGAUCUGGGAAUGUGAGACGUGGGAGGAACUAGGGAAUGCAUAAAGGUUUGAAAUGGCUGGUAAAGAAGAAAAUGUCACUUUGUAUAUUUCAGUAGCUGUAACGUAGCUGCCUGAGGCUUGACUAAUUGAGGUGUGAACUCUGACUCGAACCUUUUCUCAUGAAUGAUUUUUUAAAAAAUUGGAUUUUAAAGGUAUUAAAGUAUUUUUGUUUUGUACAAGAGUUUGUCGCUCUGUAUAACUCCUGUAUGCAUUGUAUAUUGCAAUUUACUACUGUCAGAGAUUUGUAGACAGUUUCUUAUUUUCAUAUUGAAUCAUGUUACUUUUGUAAUUCAAGUAAAACAGCUGGGCUUAAUUCAUGUUUACCCUUUGAAUAAAACAUAAGGGUACUGUUUAUUUUGAUUGCAAGUUGCCUCUUCUUAUGAAAUUUGAGCCGAUCUUUGUUUUGUAACUGUCUUGCAUGACUAAAGUUGCGUUAACGUAUUUAUUGAUAUUUUAACUUUGAAAGGGAAUUCCUCAAGCGCCUGCAGUUCAAAUUAAGUGCUCCCACUAUUUUUAAUGUAAUUAUUGAAUUAAAUGUGAAUCCAUAUGUAACUAGUCCUUAGAUCUUCUCAGCAUUAGACACUUGGGACAUAGGCUACCAGGAACUCCUUUGCCCCUGCUUUACGAUAAUGACACUGCAGAGCUAGUUGUUGGGUUUUGGCUGGUGUUCAGUAACAGUGUUAGCUGUACCUUGUGGUGCAGUACUUCUGCACCAGCUGGAGUAUGUAGUAAUUUUGGUUCAUCCCUUUGAUUAGGAGCAUUAGUCGCACUGCUUUUGAAAUAAAUUUUUUUCAUUUUUGAACUUUUUUAAACAAAGCAAACUUCCUUUACUCCAUUUGAGUUUUGGUAAAUAUCUUUUUUGAAGCGUGUGGCAGUUUAUAACAAAUGAAGUGUGUAAGCAUGUGUCUGGGAUCUGAAAUGAGGGACUUGAGCUUCUAGAUGCUAGCUCUUUCCUGUCCUUGCAAUAAAUUAUGCUGAAGGUUUAGGUAGGUACACAAAUCCUGAGAUCUUGUGUGCCAGCCUGUCAGUAUCUAGGAUGGAACAUUGUGGCAAUGACUUGUUGUUUUGGCUACCUGCAGUUGUUGCCUAGAAGUGAUCCACUAGAGAUUAAAUUUUAGAUGAGUGGAGAGCCUGUGACUCUUUAAAGAAGGCUCCAGGAUAACUGUUUAUAGUAUGAAUCUACUCAUAGGGUCCCAGCCUUCAUGUUUGCCAGAUGGGCAAUGUACAGUAUGACAAAAUGUUAAUUGUCUAUGGAGAGUUGGUGAGUUAGUCAUUGUUGGUAUCUUCAGAGUAGCCCCCGCCUGAUUUUAGGGCCAAACUAUGUUUCCUCACAGCUGGUACUCAAGCUUCUAUGCAUCGCAGGUAUAUAUUGGGUAGGUUAAAGAACUUGUUUAUCAUUUCCUAUGUAUAAUUUAAUGUGAAGUAGGGUCUGUACCAGCUAUAGGUCUAACCAACUCCUUAAUAAUAAUACAAAUGUAGAACACAUGCACAGUGUGAGAUAAAUGCAAGGCUCAUUCCAGUAUAGUCCCUGUGACAAAGAAACUGCAGUGAACUAAUACAGGUGGAGACAUGCCUAAAGAAAGGAGGGGCAGGCAGUGACUAAAAGUGAUUAUUUCCUGAUGUGGUGAAUUUCAGUUCGUAUUUCUUUUACCUUUCCCUGACAGGAUAGCUGAUGUUGGUAAACGUUAAAUAUUUCAUCCUGAAUGCUGUCAGGGGAAAUUGAUUGCUGAAAGUGAAUAAAAACAGCCAAUGGAUAUAGUA